This is a messenger RNA of Maniola jurtina (meadow brown), 4384 nucleotides long. RefSeq lists its product as uncharacterized. Bases 59 to 4303 code for a protein of 1414 amino acids. Lineage: Eukaryota; Metazoa; Arthropoda; Insecta; Lepidoptera; Nymphalidae. The transcript has 11 exons. Gene Ontology annotation, molecular function: RNA binding. The record is from RefSeq and is a predicted model, not a curated record.
CGGCGUUUUAAAUUGUUUUUAGAGGCUUCAGGCUUUUAGGUAUUAUAAUUUUAUCGAGAUGACGUCACGGGGUCGCCACAGCAUGCCCCAGGAUUGGGACCCUAUGAAAGAGGAUUACGACAACACAUACGACGCUCAGUACCCUGACGAUGAAGUUAGCGGCGGCGUGCAGCUCGACCACUGCAAGCUAUACAUCACGAACAUACCCAAAGCUAUAAACGAAGAGGGUCUACGCAAUGCGUUCGCUGCGUACGGUAACCUGGUGCAGGUCCACCUCAGCAAGGAUCCUCAGAAGAGAUACGGUCUAGUAUCUUACGAGUCGCCCAGUGAAGCAAAGCUGGCGAUGAUGAAGCUUAACAGGACCGACCCUCUUAAUUUGAAUAUACACAUAGCGCAUAAGAAAAACGACUCUCGGCAGUCGCAGCCUAGAGAGAAAAGAUACAACAACAACAAAAACAACAACUACGGAGCGGAAACAGGUGGCUACCGGAACGACAAUAGCUCGUACGCGUACCGUAACGACAACGACAGCGUGAGCAGCCGGGAACGUACCAGCCUGAAGCUAGAUCACUGUGCCAAUGGUGGUAACUUUGACGUAUCUUUUCAAGAUGAAGAUAACGCGAUUGGCUUUGAGCAAGGGCUGGUUUCGGAGCAGGACAAAGAUUUUGAGUACCAGCAGCUGCAGCUUAAGAUGAACUACCUCAAGCUGCAAGAGGAAAAGCUGCAGUGCCAAGAGGAAAAGCUGCAGUGCCAAGAGGCCUUGCUGCUUUACAAGAAGAAGACUACUGCACCAAAACCUAUUGCCAGUCGCUGCAUUCUGCCUGAUGGCAGGAUCCAAGUGCGCAACGUACAUGACAGACAGCGAAUCGGAACUUUAAUAAUUAAUUAUCAUAAUAGAACUGACCCGGAUACCACAUUCAGCUCGGCUGCUGGGGAUUCGAGGGCGUUAAAGUCAUGUUCCUGUGACCAGAGCGCUUGGAACGUUCCUCGAACCUCUGGGAGUUCCACUGCAUCCACUUGCGUACUGUGCUCAGAAGACAGGAGUGUUACUGCCAAAGAUAAGUCUGUAAAGUAUGACAAGUCGCCCGACAAAUACGUAAAAUCCAUUAGCACAGUUACAGAGUCAGUAGAUUUGAGUAAAACAGAUCAAAAGUCCGAGUAUUCGAGGUACAGCAAGACGACGCAGGUCACUAAAUCCGUCAUAAGUAAGUCAGAUUAUAGCAAAGUAAGUGAAACUGUUACAAAGCAAUCAGAUGUAACCAGCAAAAGAAUUACUAAGCUAGGUAGAAAAAGUGACGUUCACUGCGAUUAUAACUAUAGCGAAGUUUGUAUUGACAGCGAUGAUGAGACAGAUGAAACAAACAGACUUAUAGUACUGAGAAAUGCUGAUUACAUGGACGUUGUUGACGAUAAAUUGAAAAUUGUUGUCGCACUGUCAGGCUACCCAAAGUCCAAGAUGCGGUUAAAACAAAUGGAAGUAUUCCAACGCUCUCUGAAUGGUGUUAUUGAUAUGCAACUCAAAGCAGGUCUUAUGAAGCGAAAUCCACAGUUUUUGGACUAUUAUUUGAAUAGAGGCGCGAUUGUAUGCAUAUGCAAGGACGUUGAAAGCAGGGAUUGGAUGGUUAGAAUAACUCCCGGCUUGCAGGAACGCAUGUUGGACAACUUGGUUUUGCUUAAAGCGAAAGUAAAAAGGUUGUGUUUGGCCGUGAUAAAGAUUCCUAAGUCUUGUUGGCCGGCAACCGCUCACGACGCAUUCAAACUCUUGCAGUACUUCAACCCGACAUUGAAAACUAAUUUGUGGAAAAUUUACGCCCAAAAAGUCGUGGACGAUGUAGAAAUUACGUCUUUUUUGGUAGAUAGGGUGUCUGGGGAAAUUAUACGUGGACCGAAUUUCAAAAAUGUUAUAGACUACAACCAAAUGGAGUUCGAAUUGACUGGUUAUACUGAAAUUUAUUAUGAAUGCUUCCUUUCUGAUAUGGAUGAAGAUUUGUCUAGCGUUGCCUCUAGAGUUAAACUGUUGGAAGAAUUGCGAUCCGCUGAAGUAACGCCGAGGAAUAAAUCUGAAAAUGUUAACGAAAAAAAUGGGCUCGAAAAAGAAAGUAACUCAAAGAUUAAUGUCAAUUUUGAAGAAAGUACCGAAGAAGUAAUUAAAACAGCACGAAAUCAAAAAGUGGAAGACAAAGUUGUGGAUGUUAAUGAGUAUUUCGGUUCCUCGAAUGUUAAAAAUACGUCGAAUGAUGUGAAAUUAACAUUAACAGAAGAUACUGAACAGGUUAAUGUAUUGCAAGCCAAUAAUAACAGUUGUGAGGAACGUGAGAUUGAAAAGAAUGAAGUAAACAAACCAGAAGUAGAACUUAACGAAGUUAAUACUUCUAUAGCAGCUGUUUCAGACGUAACCGAGUCAAUUAUAGAAAGUAGCGAGAACCUAGUUAUUGGUAGAAACAGUAACUUAAAUAUUGAUAGCAAUAGAGGUAUCGCUUAUUAUAGACGUACGAACUACUUGCACGUAGAAAACGAGCUUAAAAUAGCGAUAGUUCUUGAGGGUUACCCCCAAAAUAAGUUGGAAGGAACCCACAUUAGGCGACUAAAGCAUUUGUUCAAAGAAUAUUUGCACAAAGAUAUGAAGAUGCAGCGAUUUUCCAAUAUGAUCAUCCCGAAAUUCCAGGACAUAUACUUGUCGAACGGAGCUGUGAUAUACAUUUGUGAUAGUUUAGAAACUAUAGACUACUUGAGAGAAAUUCUGCCUAAAUUUGUUACCAAUACGGGGUUAAAACUAAUAUUUAAAGAUGUUAGAAAUUUAGUCAGGUACACUAGGAUAGUUAUGAAAUUGCCAAAAGAGCUCGCUCAUGUAGCAUCUCGUGAUAUUUUGCUCAAGCUUCAAGAACAAUAUCCGAAAUUGAAACCAGAUUGCUGGAAGCAUUAUUCGGAUGUCGCAGGAAAACAAAAAAGACAAUUUGGCGUCGAACCUGAGUCCUUAGUUGUAUUAAAAAGUGCAGAUUUCGACCCAACUUACGAUGGUGAGAAACUUAGUUUUAGAAUAAUCGACAGACAGAAACCUGGAAUCAACUUUGAAGAUUCUAAUGUUACAGAACAUAAAGAAGAAAUGGAAAGCGAGGAGGCGAAGGAAUUGAGAGAUAAAAUUGUAAAAGCUAUGUAUUGUGCCAUAGAACCUGGUAUAAUGAACGCUCCUUUAACUAAAAGAAGAGCCAACCACUACUCCGAAGUAAUCGCUGACGAUUUUAAACUAUACGUUGGCCCAAAUAACUAUCCAGAAACUCGAAUAGACGAGCCAAUGUUUUUCUCUAUCAAGAAAACGAUUGAGACCAUAAUUUUCGAAGCUAUCUAUAAUGGAAAUGACGAAUUUAUCCCGAAGAUUCACGAUUUUUAUUUGUUCGAUGGUGUCAUAUUCAUCAUUUGUCAAGACAUGGCUUCACGAUUAUGGAUAGAAAGGAAUAUCCCAACAAUGAAUACUAAAUUAAAGGGAAAUUUAAAAGCUACAGAAUUCCGUGGAGCAGUUGGCAUUAUAAGCAUGUUUGUGAAAACUGAUAAGGGCUACGAUGAGGUUAUAAAUAUUUUGCAAACACAGAAUCCGAGGUUACGUACGAAAUAUUGGAGGAAGAUAAGUACGGUUAAAAGUCGUGUUAAGCUUGAUGUAGUUUUGCAAAUCGAUAAACUAUCUGCACAUGUCAUAACUGAUCCGAAGUUUAACGGUAAAAUUGGUGAUAGUAUUGCAGAAUUUAAACUUGGCCAUUUGAAAUCGUUGCUUGGUAAGAAGAGUUUAGAAGAACUAAGCAAAGUCAAAACUAAGAAACAAUUUACUAACAAUAAUAAUUAUAAGAAAGUAGAAACGAAAAAUAAUGCCAGUCAAGCUUUAGUUGCACAGGACAAUUUGAAUAUCACAGACCAUACAAUUAAAGAUUCCGAAAAAGAGGUUUUCAUUGAAGAAUUAAAACUUAACGAUGGAGAAAGCCGAGUUUUCUUUUACACUGGAUCAGAUUAUCGAUCGACAGACAGAGAUUCGAUUAGGAGCUAUAAUUACAUUGAAGAAAACGAACAGGGGUAUUGCAAGGUUAUUUUAAAAGUACCCACAAAUAUUUUACCAGACGAUGGCUUGGAUAUCAUUUUCGAUUUGCUGGAAGAUAAAAAUCCUGGGUUGAAUACAGAGUUGUGGAAAGUUGAAGAACAAUCCGAGUACAAUCGAGGCAAAUUUAUUGUACUUGUAGACAAACAGUCCGCUUCAGUUAUUAAAGGUAAGGAUUUUGAUCCAACUUUAGGGGGAGAGAAGUUGAAAUUUCUGUUCUAAAAUUACCCGGGACUUUGUGGUGGCGUUUGUUGGCGCGCGUGUUGUGACUUUUUGGAAUGUUUUUUUGUUAGAAGUGGCCGG